UUGUCAUCCUGCGCCAUGCGCUGAAGGAACCUCGGAUGUGAAAGUUCGAGAAGGCGAUUGCACGAAGGCAGGACCAACAGUCACAUGCGGUGUGACCUGUGAUUCAAAAACCGUCCAAUGCUCAUCUCAGACGGAGAAUAAUACUUCAUGUGCUGCUGCUGACACGAAACGAUGUGGUGCGCGGGACACCUGCUCAAUACCGUCGAAUGAUUGUGGGCCAUGCACAACCACGGCGCCUAAUGACUGCCCCCCGGCCGAUGAACAGUUGGCACAAACUGCUGCCACCGAUUGUGCAUAUAAAUGUCCUUCGACUAUGGACUCCAAAACAUGCUGUCCUGAACCUAAGGGUUCUCCUUCAGAGCCCUGUAGUGACGUCAUCAAGAAAUCGUGUUCGAGCGAUUGUUGUCCUGCGCCAUGCACUGAAGGAACCCCAGGUGUGAAAGCUCAAGAAGGCGAUUGCACGAAGGCAGGACCCACGGUCACAUGCGGUGUGACCUGUGAUUCAAAAACCGUCCAAUGCUCAUCUCAGACGGAGAAUAAUACUUCAUGUGUUGCUGCUGACACGAAACGAUGUGAUGCGCGGGACACCUGCUCAAUGCCGUCGAAUGAUUGUGGAGCAUGCACAACCGCGGCGCCUAAUGACUGUCCCCCGGCCGAUGAACAGUUGGCACAAACUGCUGCUACCGAUUGCGCAUAUAAAUGCACUUCGACCACAGACUCCAAAUCAUGCUGUUCUGAACCAAAGGGACCUCCUUCAGAGCCCUGUAGUGACGUCAUCAAGAAAUUGUGUGCAAGCGAUUGUUGUCCUGCGCCAUGCGCUGAAGGAACCCCAGGUGUGAAAGUGCGAGACGGCGAUUGCACGAAGGCAGAACCGACAGUCACAUGCAGUCUGACUUGUGAUUCAAACACCGUCCAAACUUCAUCUGCUACUGACACGAGGCAAUGUGGUACGCAGAAGUCUGCGUAUGACACUUGCUCAGUACCGUCGAAUGAUUGCGGGGCAUGUACGACCACGGCGCCUAAUAAUUGUCCCUCGACCUACAAACAGUUGACGCAAACUGCUACAACCGAUUGCGCACAUGAAUGUUGCCCAACCAUGGACUCGCCAGUGAAAUCAUGUUGAAAUAUUCCUUCCAUAGGAAGAAACGCAAACUCGUCUUUCAAGGUGUUUACAUGUGAGGGAAACGAGAAUGGACACGAGGAGUUUGGUGUUGCACUCAAGGGGAACUCCACUGAUGGACGAGACUAUCGUAGAUUGAACUUUCAAGUUUUUUGCUUCAUGCUGAGACAAGCUUAACUUACACCGAUGUAAUUUAGAAAAACGCGUACAUAUAUACUUUUCGAUGACAUGCCUGUAUUUUAUAGCAAGACUCCGGUGACAACCCGUGAGCCGUAUGAGUGGGAAUGAGCCAACG
Suillus plorans is the source of this 1415-nucleotide messenger RNA. RefSeq lists its product as uncharacterized. The transcript is spliced from 4 exons. The coding region runs from base 314 to 1123 and encodes 269 amino acids. Lineage: Eukaryota; Fungi; Basidiomycota; Agaricomycetes; Boletales; Suillaceae. The record is from RefSeq and is a predicted model, not a curated record.